Prunus armeniaca (apricot) is the source of this 315-nucleotide messenger RNA. The record is from the annotation of a GenBank genome assembly. NCBI's taxonomy places the organism in Eukaryota, Viridiplantae, Streptophyta, Magnoliopsida, Rosales, Rosaceae.
AUGGCGAGAGCAGAAGCAUUGAACGCGUACAGGGCGCUGCUAAGAGCGACUCGGAAGUCGUUCGCCGGAGACACACCGAUGCUAAAGGGGUCGGCGGCGGAGGUCCGCAAGAAGUUCGAAGAGAAUAGGCACGUGACCUCGGAUGUGGAGAUCCGGAGACUCCUGGAAGAGGCACGUGAGGCCUCCCUUUUCAUCACCCAAAUGAUCGUCCAGGCUAAGCUCAAUUCUCGCGGCGGUUACGAAGUGAAGGCAGACAAAGAUCAUGCGGGAGCAACGCUUGAGGUUCCUUCUGAAGAACUUCUUCCCAAGUCUUGA